Molecule: messenger RNA, 2024 nt
Organism: Xenopus laevis (African clawed frog)
Lineage: Eukaryota; Metazoa; Chordata; Amphibia; Anura; Pipidae
Gene: kars1.L
Product: lysyl-tRNA synthetase 1 L homeolog
Biological process (GO): tRNA aminoacylation for protein translation; positive regulation of macrophage activation; basophil activation involved in immune response
Cellular component (GO): cytosol; mitochondrion; plasma membrane
Molecular function (GO): aminoacyl-tRNA ligase activity; tRNA binding; ATP binding
Source: RefSeq, marked provisional
GGCUGAUGUACAGGCAGGCGCUCCCGGUGACUCUGAAGCCAAACUGAGCAAGAAGUGGUAAUCCUCAGAUUCUUGUCAAGUUCAGUUGUGGGCAAUGUUGGUACCAGCACUGCUCAGGCUGGUUAGAUGCCCAGUCUGGGCACAGAGUGUUCUAAAGGUGGAUUUUCUUGGAAAGCAUCUGUCUACUUUCUGUGUUCUCUACAAGGACCAGGCAUUUCAUGGGAAAAAAAGUGAGCAAAAGAGGAGAUUGAAAGCCGAAAAGAAAGCCACUGAUAAGGAAGCCAAACACAAAGAACAGAAUGAGAAGCUGCUCACAGAAGAAGCUGCCAUUGAUGAGGAAACCUUGGAUCCCAAUCAAUAUUUCAAGAUUCGUACGCAGGCGAUUCAGCAGCUGAAAGGCACAAAGGAUGACCCUUAUCCUCACAAGUACCAUGUUGAUAUGUCCCUCACAGAAUUCAUUGAGAAAUACAACAAUAUUCAGACUGGAGAGCAGUUAUCAGAAAUUGUCAGCGUAGCAGGUCGAAUCCAUGCCAAGCGUAUUUCUGGAGCUAAACUGAUUUUCUAUGAUUUGCGAGGUGAAGGCACAAAAUUGCAAGUGAUGGCCAAUUCAAGAUUUUACAAAUCUGAGGAAGAAUUUACAGCAAUUAAUAACAAGCUCCGUAGGGGCGAUUUGAUUGGAGUGAAAGGGAAUCCUGGAAAAACUAAAAAAGGUGAACUGAGUAUCCUACCACAUGAGAUGACUCUGCUUUCUCCAUGUCUCCAUAUGCUGCCACACCUCCACUUCGGCUUGAAAGACAAGGAAACUAGAUAUCGACAGCGAUACCUGGAUCUUAUCUUGAAUGAUUAUGUGCGACAGAAAUUCAUUGUUCGUGCCAAGCUUAUAACAUAUCUUCGGAAAUUCCUUGAUAAUUUAGGCUUCCUUGAGAUUGAAACUCCAAUGAUGAAUAUUAUUCCAGGAGGCGCAGUAGCAAAACCAUUCAUUACCUAUCACAAUGACUUGGACAUGAAGCUGUAUAUGAGAAUAGCACCUGAGCUGUACCACAAGAUGCUUGUGGUUGGUGGAAUUGACAGGGUCUAUGAAAUAGGCAGACAGUUCCGAAACGAGGGAAUAGAUCUGACCCACAAUCCAGAGUUCACAACAUGUGAAUUUUACAUGGCAUAUGCAGACUACAAUGAUCUCAUGGAAAUCACAGAAAAAUUGCUCUCAGGUAUGGUUAAACAUAUUACUGGUGGUUACAAAGUAACCUACCACCCUGAAGGGCCAGAAGGCCCAGAAUAUGAGAUUGACUUCACUCCACCCUUCAGAAGAAUAAGUAUGGUACAUGAGCUGGAAAAAGCCUUGGGGAAAAAACUGCCUCCAACAGACCAGUUUGAAACCGAAGAGACCCGCAAACUACUUGAUGACAUUUGUGUGGAAAAAGAGGUUGAGUGCCCAGCACCGAGAACCACUGCCAGGCUGCUAGACAAGCUGGUUGGAGAUUUCCUGGAGAUAACCUGUAUUAAUCCAACAUUUAUAUGCGACCAUCCGCAAAUUAUGAGCCCUCUUGCGAAAUGGCACCGAUCUGAAAAGGGACUCACAGAGAGGUUUGAGCUUUUUGUCAUGAAAAAGGAGAUCUGCAACGCCUAUACAGAGUUGAAUGAUCCAUUCAGACAAAGGGAGCUGUUUGAGGAUCAAGCUAAGGCCAAAGCAGCAGGUGAUGAUGAGGCAAUGUUCAUUGAUGAGACUUUCUGCACUGCACUAGAGUAUGGCCUUCCACCAACUGCUGGAUGGGGAAUGGGAAUUGAUCGAGUGGCCAUGUUCCUUACUGAUUCCAAUAACAUAAAGGAGGUUUUACUCUUCCCUGCCAUGAAGCCUGAAGAUAAUAAGAAAGAUCCUAAUGCUAACCCAAAUUCUGAUGGGACGUCUGUGUAACUGCUUCAAUUUUCUGUUUUUAUCAUGAUUGCAAUAUUUGUCUAGGAAAUCUGUCCUGUUUGGAAAUCAAUAUUACCUCAUUUGUAAUGCAGAUAAUAAAUGAAACAAACUG